This is a messenger RNA of Colletotrichum tamarilloi, 4737 nucleotides long. RefSeq lists its product as uncharacterized. Lineage: Eukaryota; Fungi; Ascomycota; Sordariomycetes; Glomerellales; Glomerellaceae. The transcript is spliced from 4 exons. The record is from RefSeq and is a predicted model, not a curated record. Gene Ontology annotation, molecular function: protein binding. Bases 1 to 4737 code for a protein of 1578 amino acids.
AUGUCUUUUCAGCCGCCUGCACCCUUGAUGGAAGCGACACGAUCGGUCAUAGAAUCCUUCCAUGUUCUAGUGUUCAAUAUGGAACAUGCCGAGGAGAAGUUUCGAAAGCAGAUAUCUCCUCUCGCCCUCAAAAACCAGUACGAUCGUUUCAAACUCUGGGCAGCAAAUCUUGGAGCCCUUCACCAUGGACGAGCAUCACUAGACUUCCGCUUGAUGGAUUCUUCUCUCAUGAAAUCCACACUGUUAAAGUUUUUGAACGAACUCAGACUUGUGCUAUCAAAAAGCAGUGAGAUUGUACAGGGAUCCAGAUUACCGUUAGAGGAAGCUUUGGCGCAAGAUUUAGGCGAAGCUUUGGAAGACUUCAGCGAUAGUGAUAGUUCAAGCAGCGAAAACACCGACAGAGUUUUCAGUAACCGGACUGAGCUGGGGCAAAACGCAACCGAGACAAGUCAAAUCCUGUCGUCUCUAAUGAAGGCUUCCUUCAAGAUCAGACAGCCUCUGAGUAGGACGGCACAGCUUCAACACAAGGCCUUCAACCAUAAAUUAUCAAUCUGUAUCAACGAUACAAGUACUGGCGAUCUUUUGAUGGCGUACUCCGACUUUGACCGGCUCCACGUCGAGGAGAUGUUCCGGCAAUUCCGAAAAUACACCAUUGAGAUGGAUCCCAGAUCAGCUUUCCGCGUCUCACAUCGUCUUGGAGAGUCGGGGCAUUACCAUGAUCAUUUAGACCAGCAGCUGAUAGAUCGUUGGAGCAAGUCCAUUACUAAUCGACGGCGCUUUUUCUCCUACUGGAAAAGACAUGCUUUCAAAUUAUCUAGAGCAGCGCCGCCUGAGAGGGCAGAGGAUAAGCACGUUCCCCUGAGACCAUUCAUCCUUGCCACUAAGCAAACCUAUGUUCAACGCCCCUCAGAAGUACAAGGUUCUGCUUCCCAGAUUCAAAGAGCGGAGAACUCUGUGGGGCCUCCUUUGGUAUCAGAAACGGACGCAACAAGAUACGAAGAGAACAUGGACGAACACGACACGGUGUCGACUGUGUCAUAUGCCUCAACAGCACUCGACAUUGGUGGAAGCACGAGUAGACUUCCACCCCCUCCUUCCAUAAUCACAGGACAGCACGAGUUUCUCUGUCCGUACUGCCAUGUGCUUUGCCCUUCCAAAGAAGCCAAAGGCAAGCGUUGGAGAGAACACAUUCGCCAUGAUCUUCAGCCGUACAUGUGUACUUAUAUUGAUUGUGCCGAUGCAGACGUCAUGUUCAUAAAUCGAGCGUCAUGGACGGAGCAUGAAUCACAAGCCCACCGCCGCAUUUGGCGUUGCUUCGAACAUGGCAUGCAGUUUAGUUCGCAGGACUCAUUGACAGCACAUUUAGAGAGCUUUCACUGCGACCUGGGCGUGGCUCAGAUUCAAAGUAUCUCAGAACUCUCUGUUGUCAGCAGAGAUGAUGAACGAAAAGCUUGCCCGUUUUGCUUGUCAUUCGGGCCCUUCAAGAAAGACCUGAUCAACCAUAUGGCAUUUCAUAUGGAAGAACUUGCUACUUUCGCCAUAUCGAGAAGUGCUGGAGAGAAACCCGAAGGAGAUUCUCUUGGGACGAAUUCUGGUGCCACUAUUGGCGAUCUAUCUGCCGAUUCUCUGAGAUCCGCUGGUCUGGAUUUCUCGUACGAGGAUUUGGUGGAGUCUCAUACAAGUGGUCAAGUGGGUUUGAGUGAUAAAACAGGGCCUGGCGGUGCCCCGUCUUUGGACACGCCUGGAAACAUCGAAAGAGAGUCGGAUUCAGAUACCUGGUAUUUCGAUUCGUCCAGGUUCGACGACUAUGAGGCUUCAAGGGAUGUCUUCUUUAGGCUAUGGCACCCUGGCACUUUGGCUUGGUUCUUAGCCUCGGCCGAUUUUAAACUUUGGUCAUCUGAAAAGGGGCAUCUGCUUUUCAUUCAUGGUGUCCCCGGCGUAGGAAAAUCAGUCCUAGCCUCAGUUGUCGCCCACUCUCUUGCGAACACCGUCCAACUUGGAGUCGCCACACUCAUUUGUUACGGCGAAUCUACGGCGGAUACGGAAGAGGCCCUUCUACUUAGCCUGCUGAAACAGUUAAGUCGGAGUAUUACGAGCCGGCCUGCGGGAUCCCUCCCAUUGCGGCAAAAGAGAAAAGACUCGCCGAGCCAUCAGGAGAUACUAGAAGCCCUCAAAGAUGUUGUGGCUGAAUUCGAAAGGGUGCACAUCAUUGUCGACGGACUCGACCAACUCCAAGAUCACACACGCAUGUCCCUUUUGCGAUCACUAAAGAAACUCAAUGACCAGGGAGUUGGCGUCUUGACAACCUCAAGAACGAUUCCGCACAUGUUAAGAGACAUGGAAGGUUGGCCAAUUGUCGCAUUCGACAGCAAGGCCGACGACAUACUUUUAUGGGUUCGUGAAGGAAACUCGCCAUUCCGUCCACUAACACCAUCGGCCAUUGCGCACGUUGAUCGCCAAGUAGUCCGAUAUUCCGAAGGAGUGUUUCUCUUCGCAACCUUUUACCUCCACCUACAGAGCAUGACGGACUCCACGUGGGAUAGAUGGGAUGCAGAUCCACUGAACCACUUCUACGCAAGGCAAGUGGAUAGAGUUGUGCGUUCUCAACACCCAGAGCUGGCCGUGAAACUCCUAGGUUGGGUCGCCCUUUCUAUGAGAGCGAUUACAACGACGGAAGCUCAGGCUAUGUUUGCAUUCAUGGACAAUAUUCGGCCUAUUAACAAAUCGUCUCAACCAUCUCUGGAUAGCAUCAUAUCAUCCUGCGCCGGGCUCCUUAUAGUAGACGAGAAGGAUACUAUCCGCUUUUUUCACAGCACAGGCCUCAAACACUUCCUCGAAAACCAGGAAAAAUGGUUUUUGAACGUCGCCCGUGAACAGGCAGAGCUGUGCUGCAAAUAUCUUUCGCUUGACGCGUUCGAAAGUGGAGCAUGCUCGACACUGUCCGAAUACAAGAUGCGCCUACAGUCGCAUCCUUUCUAUGAAUACGCAGCUCUUCAUUGGGGAAGAAACGCAGUCACUGCCUUCAUGCGCCUUAAAGAUCCCAGAAGGUUCAAGGCCAGCAGAAUUUACAAGACUGUCAUGCGGUUAUUUGCGAGCGAGGCCAAGUCACAAGCGGCCUAUCAAGCUCUAACGGCCAACGAAGUAAGUCUUGGAGAGCCAGCUCCGGAGAAAUGGGUCAAUCUUCACCUGUCGGUGCUGUUUUCAUUCCAACAAAUCGUGAUCGAGAUCCUCCCUGAGGUUGCAAAAGAUCAUGACUUCUUGCGAGAUGAGUCCAAAGCUAGAUUGAUUUUCCUAGCCUCGAUAAGUGGCAACACAGUCAUUCUUGAACAGCUCCUACAUUUCAUGGUCACCAAUAUUCCUAUAGCGAUAGGGAGAAGUCUUUCCCAUUGCCAGAUGGCAGUUGGAUUGAAGCUGGGCCAAAUUCUUCACACGGCCGUCCGCUAUGGUCAUGUACACGUCGUCGAGACUCUACUCAAGUUUCACGCGAACGAAGAUCUGCAGGGUAAUCAGGAGAAUUUAAUGUGCUCGGCGGUGGAAAAUGAGCACCACGAAAUCGUUUUCGCCCUUUUGAAGGCUAGUAUAAGUCCCAACGCAGUCAACUCUUGGCUCAAAACGCCACUGGGAUUGGCUAUUGAACGAGGCCACGAGAAUACUGUGCGUCUCCUGCUAUCUCACGGAGCGGACCCGAAUAUCCCGAACGUUAACGACGAAACGCCUUUAUUCGAGGCUAUUAUAGCCGGUGAAUGGGGUAUCACCAGUGUUCUUUUAGGGUACGGAGCCAACCCAAACGCAAGAACGACGGCAGGCCAUACACCGUUGGAGUUGGCUAUCGCAGUCAGAGAUGCGAAAGCUAUUCGCUUGCUUUUGGGGUAUGGCGCGGAUGCCAAUGCUCAAAGUCUUGAUGGGACGCCUCUUGUGUUGGCGGCUAGAGGAGAGGGCCUUGAAGAGAUAGUCGAUAACCUCUUACACAGAGGAGCCGAUCCUAAUCUCCCAGACUCUUCGGGCAAGACGGCUUUGGAAAUCGCAUCAAGCAGCGGAAGCAAAACUACAGAACUCAUUCUUACCAAGUUCAAGGAAAGUAUGGCCGCGAAGAGGGAGGACCCAGCAAUGAGGGUCUUAUCGGCGGCGAGCAGUAACUUCGAAGACCGUCUUCUUGAUCUCUUAGUCGAAGGUGGCGACGCCAACCAAGGAAAUUCACUGUACGUGGCUUCAGAGAAGGGCUUCUCAGCAGUCGUGAAUGCUCUUUUGGUGCAUGGCGCGGACCCGAACGCUGCGGGGCCAGAUGGAACGCCGUUGGUGAUAGCCGCUAAGAACGGGCAUCUGGACGUAGUGGACGCGUUGAUAGCAUGGGGAGCCCGCCUGGAGGAGGCGGAUAGCAACGGGAAGUCUGCUCUGUCUCAUGCGGCUCAGAGAGGACACUUGUCCAUCGUGAAGCUUCUCUUCGAGUCUGGGGCGAGGGAGGAUAAGCGCGAUCUACAUGGAAAUCUGCCCGCAGAUCUUGCUCUCCAAAGCGGCCAUCUUCCAACCCGUCGUUUUCUCCUUGAAGUCAAUUACCUUCAAGUUUCAAGGCCAGGACGUUUGCCCAAGUACUUGGACAGAGUCGACCGGUGGGUGAUGAAAAACAAAGGAGGCACCAGUCAAGGUGAGACGCCUAUUUUUCGAAUUAGCGCAUUCACGGGCGACGAAGUUCGCUUUCGGUUGAGCGAAUCGGAAGGCGUCGACUUAUAUGAUGAAUAA